UUAGCCAAGUAAUUCAAAGUCUUAUUAAAAAUAUGUAGCAGAAUCGCCUGAUUUAGCUAUGGGACCAUUCGAUUAUCUAUUGAACCAAGUAGAUCAGGCAUUGCCAGCAGCACUUCGCCCACUUUGGCAUUCACCGGUGGGCCCGCGUACGAUAUUCUUCUGGGCGCCAACAAUAAAAUGGGCUGUGGUAUUGGCAGGAAUUGCUGACAUGUACCAUCGGCCUCCGGAGAGCGUAGCCAGGGAACAGUGUGCUAUGUUAGCCAUUACCGGCCUGCUUUGGUCCCGCUGGGCCGUGCAGAUCAAGCCUAGAAAUUACAACUAUCUAGCUGUUAAUCUGACACUCUUUCUCUCGCAAGCCAUUCAACUCUAUCGCAGUACCUUGGUAAAGGACAACAGCGUCCAGACGACAGAGGUCAAUUACGAAAGACCAUGGUUGCUUUACUGGAUUUAAGAGGCCAGUGAAACUUCUAUAAAUUCUAAUACCUACAUACAUAAGUGUAGACAAACUUUUGGCACUCGUUUAACAUUAAAUGGCGUCAUUGGUUCUGUUUGCAUAA
Messenger RNA from Scaptodrosophila lebanonensis, 557 nucleotides. RefSeq names its product mitochondrial pyruvate carrier 2-like. Bases 59 to 451 code for a protein of 130 amino acids. The record is from RefSeq and is a predicted model, not a curated record. Gene Ontology annotation, molecular function: pyruvate transmembrane transporter activity. Lineage: Eukaryota; Metazoa; Arthropoda; Insecta; Diptera; Drosophilidae. Gene Ontology annotation, biological process: pyruvate import into mitochondria. The transcript is spliced from 3 exons. Gene Ontology annotation, cellular component: mitochondrial inner membrane.